AUUUGCAACCCGGAUUCCACGGCCGUUCACCGGCUACUCACUGUCUGUACAUAGAUUUAUAAAAAUAUUAUCAUUACCCAUCCUAUCCCCGCUCAGAUUUUAACCGCCCGAUAAUUUAAUCCAAUGGUCACGUAAUUUCCCCGCUACAUUUUUUUCAAAAAUUUAUUUCCCGAAUAACCGGCUAAACUCGGUCAUGAAACGUACGGAGAAUACCCUUAGCCGGCCACACUCCUCUUAUAACUCCUACUACUACUACUACUAACGCCUUGAACACUCUCGCAGAGGAUAGUGGAGGGAACUCGAGAUCCAGACCGGAGAUUUCUAAUCGGACGGUGGAGAAGGUUGGGGUUUGAAUUCUCACCUCGAUCACCGGCGCCUGGAUCUGGACCGCCGGAACCCUAGAAAUCGAUCGGUGGGGGUAAUGGGGAAGGCGGCCGGGCGAGAUUGGCUGCAGAUCUACUCGAUCUACGGCACCGACGAGUGGCAGACGGUGGGGUUCCUCGCUGUAAACGCGGCGGCCUUCGCGGCGGCGGCGAUUCUCUUGCUUCUCUACUUCUCCCCAUUCCUGGCUCUCCUCCACUCCCUCCUGCCCGCGGCUCCGCUUCCCGCCCUCCGCUACGCCGCCGGAUUCUCCGGCUCCGUCGUCGCCUUCACCUCCGCAGGACUCCUCUACGCUGCUGCUAACGUCCUCUACUCAUCCAUCCCCUUGCGGUGGGAGAUGGCGCAGCGGAUGGUCGCCGCCGUGCCGGACUGGUCCGCAGUCCGCACCGCGCUGGACGUAGGGUGCGGACGGGGGAUCCUUCUCAACUCCGUAGCGAUGCAACUAAAGAAAGGGGGUAGUAGCGGGAGAGUGGUGGGGUUGGACCGGCGGCGUGAGACGGCCGUGGCAGCACUCCGACGGGCGGGGGCAGAGGGGGUGCAGGAGUACGUGACGUGCAGGGAGGGGGACGCCAGGGGUUUACCAUUCGCCGACGGGUACUUCGACGUCGUAGUGUCGGCAGUGCAUCUGAGUGGAUUGGGAGGGGGAGGGGCGGCGGCGGAGGCUGCGGCGGAGAGGGGAAAAGGGCUCGGAGAAGUGGUUAGGGUUUUGAAGGCAGGAGGAGUGGGGGUAGUGUGGGAUCUGGUGUGCGUGCCGGAGUACGCGCAGAGGCUGAGAGAGAUGCGAAUGGAGGAGAUCCGGGUGUCGGAGAGGGUCACCGCUUACAUGGUUAGUAGCUACAUCGUUUCCUUUCGAAAACCUCUUGCUCCACCUCUGGAUCAUUACCAGCCGUCCGAUUGGAGAACAACCAUCAUCUGCUAAUGCGCUCAUCCCGAGGUACAUAUAUAUAUAUAUUAUAGUAUUUUCUUUUUCUAUAAUUUGUUUUGUUUUUAUUUUUUGGCGUUUGAAUUGUGAAUGUUGUGAGUGGAUUAAGAUUUGUCAAAAGGAAAAAAAAAACAAGGAAUGUUGUGAGUGGUGGCCAGGCCUAAAAUAGGACUGUGCUAUUUUAGUUUUAUUAUUAUAAAAUUAUUGUUAUUAUCUUUAAUAUCAAUUAAAGAAAUUAAUUGAUAUAAUCUAAUGUCUGAGUAGAGAACAUUAUCUAAUUUAUUA
Dioscorea cayenensis subsp. rotundata (Guinea yam) is the source of this 1588-nucleotide messenger RNA. RefSeq lists its product as uncharacterized. NCBI's taxonomy places the organism in Eukaryota, Viridiplantae, Streptophyta, Magnoliopsida, Dioscoreales, Dioscoreaceae. The transcript has a single exon. Gene Ontology annotation, molecular function: S-adenosylmethionine-dependent methyltransferase activity. The record is from RefSeq and is a predicted model, not a curated record. The coding region runs from base 422 to 1300 and encodes 292 amino acids.